CUGCAUGUGGAUCCACCCUUUGUUCCCUAGUUUGCCCCCCAACGUUUGGAGUGCUAGCGUCUCUUCCUCGGUGUAACAAGGUUGAUGUGCAGUGUUGAGGAAGAGUACAGGGGCAGGAGUGGCGCUAAGGGCCAUCUGCCUGGCCACCAUAUCAGCUUUAUUGUUGCCUAGGGAGACCGAGUCAAGGGUAGUUUGGUGUCCCCGGCAGUGGACGAUGGCGACCUCGGUGGGUAGGCGUAGGGCCUCGAGGAGCCUGGCAAUGAGCGGCCCAUUUACGAUAGGGAUACCUUUGGUAGUCAGGAAUCCCCUUUCUUGCCAAAUAACUGAAUGAGUGUGGGAUAUGAGGUAAGCAUAUUUGGAGUCAGUGUAAAUGGUGACUCGUUGUCCCUUGGACAGGUGGAGUGCCCGGGUUAGGGCUAUCGGCUCCACCUUCUGGGAAGUAGUCCCAAGAGGAAGGGGGGCUGCUUCAACAACUGCCUCAGAGGUAACUACGGCAUAGGCGGCGUGGCGUAGGCCAUCUGAGGUCAGAAGGGAGCUGCCAUCCACAAACAGGAUGUGAUCAGGGUUAGCCGGAGGUUGGUCAGAGAGUCCAGGGUAAGAGGGGGUAAAGUCCUCCAGAAGUUGAAGGCAAGAGUGAGAAGGGUCAGGGGUAGGUAAGGGUGCAGGCAGUAAAGUCGCAGGGUUUUAGCGGGGGGAGACAGACAGAGAUAUCUGAGGGUUUUCGACAAAUAACAAAUGGAAUAACUCACCCGGGAGGGAGUCAUCUGGGCCAGAGACCGAUGGCCAAGGAGGUCCGUGAGUCGGUGGGGGGAGUAGACUGUAAGAGGCUGUCCUAAGGUCAGUUUUAGGACCUCCUUAGUGAGGGAGGCCACGGCAGCCAGCGCCCUGAGACAGGGUUGUCAACCCCGGGUGGUGGGGUCUGUUUGGACAGGUAGGCUACUGCCCUGUAUGUAGGCCCGGUGGGCUGGGCUAGAAGGCCGGUGGCCGACUCAGAUCGUUCAUCUGUGAAGAGAUGGAACGGUUUAGCAUGGUCUGGGAGAGCCAGAACUGGUUCCUUAAUGAGGCAGUCUCAGAGCCUCGAAAAUCCAUGCUGGAUUGAGGCAGGAUCAGUUAAGGGACCCUGAGGGGUUUCCUUGGCUGCUUGAUAUAAAGGCCGGGCCAGGAUAGAUAAGUUUGGAAUCCAGUGUCUAAAAAACCCCACGAGUCCUAGGAAGGAGAGUAUCCCAUCUGCACUCUGAGGGGAGUUCUUGGAGGAGGUGAAUACGGUCCCCAGUAAGGGAUUUAGAGGUAGGGGUCAGAGUGAUCCCUAGAUAUGUGACUGAUGGGGUACAUAGCUGGGCCUUAGACGGGUUGACUCUAUACCCCCUAGCUCCCAGGAAGUUUAGUAGGGUAGAGGUAUCUUCCUGGGAGGUGAGGAGGGAAGGGCUACAGAGAAGCAGGUCAUCUACAUACUGUAGCAGGGUACUGGCCUCCAGGAGACAUUCCUGGAGGUCAGCUGCCAGGGCCUGGCCGAAAAUGUGGGGGCUGUCACAACACCCUUGCGGUAGGACUGUCCAGGUGUUUCUUGGGCAUAUGCAAUGUUCUGGGAAUUGUUCUAGCAACUAAGGAUAUAGCAGAGAAUUUUAAAAAGACAAAGUUUUGGUACUCAGCUUACAUCUAAUGGAGUUUCUUAGAGAGAGGAGUCUCUACAACUAAAGCAAGUUUAUGAAGGAGAAGAAGGUGGUGGAAAGAAUAUACAUGUUUCCAUAGCUUUUAACUGCAAUCCACAGAGCCAUACAGAUUGUACAAAUCCAGACAUUAACUUCUGAGCGGAACAUUGAAGCAACUGAAACAUAUCUCAUUCUUCACUUGACAAGUCAUGGAAGAUCUAGAGGAAAGAUUAUUUGAAGAGUUCGAGAACUAUUCCUAUACUCUGGAAUAUUACUCCUCGGAGUCUGAUUUGGAGGAGAAAGGCCACGUGGGAGCAGUUCAUUGGGUCUCCCUGGUGUUAUACUGUUUAGCAUUUAUUCUGGGCAUUCCAGGAAAUGCCAUUGUCAUUUGGUUCACGGGGUUCAAGUGGAAGAAGACGGUCACCACUCUCUGGUUCCUCAAUCUGGCUAUUGCAGAUUUCAUUUUUCUUCUCUUCCUACCUCUGUACAUCUCCUAUGUGGCCAUGAAUUUCCACUGGCCCUUUGGCAUCUGGCUGUGCAAGGCCAAUUCCUUUAUUGCCCAGUUGAACAUGUUUGCUAGUGUGUUUUUCCUUACAGUGAUCAGCCUGGACCGCUAUAUCCACUUGAUCCAUCCUGUCGUAUCUCAUCGACACCGAACCCUGAAGAACUCCCUGAUUGUUAUUAUAUUCAUUUGGUUUUUGGCCUCUCUAAUGGGUGGUCCUGCGCUAUACUUCCGGGACACUCUGGAGUUCGAUAACCACACUCUUUGUUAUAACAAUUUCCAUGAGCAUGAUCCUGACCUUACCUUGAUGAGGCACCAUGUUCUGACCUGGGUGAAAUUUAUUGUUGGGUACCUCUUCCCCUUGCUAGCAAUGAGCAUUUGCUACUUGUGUCUCAUCUUCAAGGUGAGGAAGCGAAGCAUCCUGGUCUCCAGUAAGCAUUUCUGGACCAUCCUAGCUGUGGUCAUGGCCUUUUUGAUUUGCUGGACUCCUUAUCACCUGUUUAACAUUUGGGAGCUCACAAUCCACCACAAUAGCCAUUUCCACCAGGUGCUUCAGGCCGGCAUCCCCCUCUCCACUGGCUUGGCAUUCCUUAAUAGUUGUUUGAACCCCAUUCUUUAUGUCCUAAUUAGUAAGAAGUUCCAAACUCGCUUCCGGGCCUCAGUUGCUGAAAUACUAAAGCACACACUGUGGGAGGUCAGCUGUUCUGGCACAGUGAGUGAACAGCUCAGGAACUCUGAGACCAAGAACCUGUGUCUCCUGGAAACAGCUCAGUGAAUUAUUAUUCUUCCACAAAUCAGUAUAAGGUUUUUGUGUGGGUUCCCUGACAAAUGCUUUCAGGUUAUUUGGUUCCAAGGGACAGUACCAACAAUCUCUGUUUGUUAAUCAGUUUAGUGACAUUACAUUUUUGUGUGGGUAUAGAACUUAGGAAAGAUCUUCAUUUGUUCGCCUGCAAAUUAUCUAUCACUCUUGCUAAUUACACCAUUGUGGAUUAGUCCCUACUGUUGACGCAAUAUCAGCUAUUAUUUUUUUAAUCUUAAUGACUUUGAAGUCUUAAAUCUUAAUGCUAAAUAUAUGAUUAAUUCAUUUCAAGAAUGUUAACAUACGUGCCAAAGCUCACUUUAAUUUUGCACUAGUAACCUAUUAGAUAUAUUUUUAAAAUGCAACAUGUACUUAAUUUCUUUAUUUCAUGAAAUCUAUGUAUAUACAUUUAUAAAUUAAAGUAAUAGUUGGUUAUGGUAGUUUAAAACAUUGUGAAUUAUUAAUGAACUAUUAAUGCUUAAUGAAGUGUCCCAGAAUCUAGUUGCUUAGAAUGACAAUGCAUUAUUAUAAUAUUUCACAAUUCUGAGUCAGAAAUUCAAACAAGGCACAGAAGGGAGGUUCAUCUCUCUGCUUCAUAAGGUCUGAAGCAUCAGCUGGACUGGGAUGACCCAAACGGCUUGGGUUUUGGAACAGCUUGUCUCCUCUGCCUUACUAUCCCUUCUCUUUUUUUUUCUUCACACAGCUCUUCCAGUAUGGCAGCUCAGGGUAGCCAGACUUCUUAUAUGGCAGUUUAAGUCUCUAGGAGACCAAAGUGGACAUUUUUAGUACUCUUAAGGCCUAUGCCUGCCCCUGACACAGUAUAACAUCCACUGUACUCUCUUGGUCAAAGCGGUCACGGGCCAGCUCAGGUUCAAGGGGAGGUGACGUAGACCCCAGCAAUGGAGCCAAUGGAGAUAUGCUCCUAUCUUUAAUCCUUCAUGAUAUCAUUAUAAAUACUGUUUUUGGAAAAUUCUGGGUACGUGCAAGUAUGUAUAAGAUUGCUGUAAACAUAAAACACUGACAUCUAGAUAGUAGAUAGGCCAGCCCAAUCUCAGAAUGAUUUCAGAAAAAGAAAGCAUGUAUGGCAUUGAUAUAUUUCUAUCUUCUAUUCCUAUAACUAUAUUGAUGUAGACACCAGUACAAGACCAAUAAAGUAUACUUUUAAGUCAGUAA
Molecule: messenger RNA, 4123 nt
Organism: Canis lupus familiaris (dog)
Lineage: Eukaryota; Metazoa; Chordata; Mammalia; Carnivora; Canidae
Gene: CMKLR2
Product: G protein-coupled receptor 1
Exons: 5
Coding region: 1859-2926 (355 amino acids)
Biological process (GO): inflammatory response; complement receptor mediated signaling pathway; phospholipase C-activating G protein-coupled receptor signaling pathway
Cellular component (GO): plasma membrane
Molecular function (GO): G protein-coupled receptor activity; complement receptor activity
Source: RefSeq, a predicted model, not a curated record